CUGGGGGUUGGGCGUGGGAGUAGCCCUAGCCGAGGCUCGGAAGUCCUCCUGGACUGUUCAGGGGGCCCCAGGAGGUAGCCACGUUCUGAGUCUGGCUAGAAGCCAGGGGAGGGAGCUUGGGUUAAGGGGAGGGCCCUGAGGGAGGGGUCAGACUCCUGAGGAAAGAGUUAAUGGGCAGAGGGGGAGGGGAUAGGACGAAGAGAUCGAAGGGAAGGCUCAGGUAGGAAAAGAACGGAGGUGGGAAGCGUGGUGGGGAGAAGGGAUCCUGCAGGAUCAGGGGUCAAAGUGAGGGGGCUUCUCCCCUGCUGCACCCUCAUCCUAGGGUCGCUAACUUCCAGCUGCGGCGGCGACUUUCAGUUUCAUUUCCACGGACCCUCCUGCCUGGGCCGCAGCUGCCGCCGCGAUGCCCAGUAAGUUCAGCUGCCGGCAGCUCCGGGAGACGGGCCAGUGCUUCGAGAGUUUCCUGGUCGUUCAGGGACUGGACAUGGAGACAGAUCGCGAGCGGCUGCGGAACAUUUAUAAUCGGGACUUCAAGACCAGUCUUGCCUCCAGCAAAUCCAUGCUCCAAUCCUGAUGCCAGAGUGAUCUGAAAUGCAAAUCUGAUCUUGCCACUCCCCUGCUUAAAACCCACCGACUCCACUCGGUGGUUCUGUAACCACAGUGUAGCGCCUGAGGCGGGCUGAAAGCACAAAGCCAAGCUAUUUGAUCUCUGGAGAAGGAUCCCUUCCCUUCCUGCUUGGGUUCCACCUGCACCCUUUGACUUCGGGUGGAAACUGCUGUCUGAUCAGCCACCUUGCCCACACACCCUGGACAUCUGUGCUCUCUGACCCCUCUCUCACUCCUCACCAUCAGACUGGACCCCAGAUCCACCCCUUCGAAUCAACGAUUCAGCUUUCCCUUAGCCUUAGCUCUUUCUGCUGGGUUAUUUGUGUCUUUUUCUGUCCCAAAUAGUUUUCCCCAAAAAAUCUUCCUUUCUUUCUCUCUUCCCUUAGUUCUCCAAAUCAACAGCCCAUGAUUGGGCUUUUCUCCUCAGAAUUGCACAAUCCACAGCCUGCUGCUUAAAACAAUCAUAUUUUGUCUUGGGAAGUCCCAUUGCCUUCCCUUAAAACAUUAAAAAUUCCUGCGAUCCCUCGCCCGAGUCUGUCCCUGGGCCCUGUCCUGUUCUGCAGCAUGGCUGGUGUGUCCAGCACAAAGCAGUCCUCAGACGCCUUCCCCUCCCACGCUCCCCAACAUGUCACUCUGCGUCCCACUGGCCCUGCCUUCCCUCACUUCCCAGUCUCCUCUGCUUCCGGCAGCUUUGGGACCCCCGCCCCUGGCUUCUCCUCCAUGCUGUAUGGAAUGAAGAUUGCAAAUCUGGCCUACGUCACCAAGACUCGGGUCAGAUUCUUCAGACUCGACCGCUGGGCUGACGAGGGGUUUCCAGAAAAGAGGAGAAUGACGCUGGGGUCAGAUAUCAGCAAACACCACAAGUCACUGCUAGCCAAGAUCUUUUAUGACAGGGCUGAGUAUCUUCACGGGAAACAUGGGGUGGACGUGGAAGUCCAGGGGCCCCAUGAAGCCCGAGAUGGGCAGCUCCUUAUCCGCCUGGAUUUGAACCGCAAGGAGGUGCUGACCCUGAGGCUUCGGAAUGGAGGAACCCAGCCUGUCACCCUCACCCACCUCUUCCCACUCUGCCGGACCCCCCAGUUUGCCUUCUACGAUGGAGACCAGGAGCUGCCCUGCCCACUGGGCCCCGGUGAAUGCUAUGAGCUCCAUGUCCACUGUAAGACCAGCUUUGUGGGCUACUUCCCAGCCACGGUGCUCUGGGAGCUACUGGGACCCGGGGAACCAGGUUCAGAAGGAGCUGGCACUUUCUACAUUGCCCGCUUCCUGGCUGCCGUUGCCCACAGUCCCCUGGCAGCACAACUGAAGCCCACGACUCCCUUCAAGCGGACUCGGAUCCCUGGAAACCCUGUAGUGACCAACCGGAUAGAGGAAGGAGAGAGACCUGACCGUGCUAAGGGCUAUGACCUGGAGCUGAGUAUGGCACUAGGGACGUACUACCCACCCCCCCGCCUCCGGCAGCUGCUCCCCAUCCUUCUUCAGGGAACAAGUAUCUUCACUGCCCCAAAGGAGAUUGCUGAGAUCAAGGCCCAGCUGGAGACAGCCCUGAAGUGGAGGAACUACGAGGUGAAGCUCCGGCUGCUGCUGCACCUGGAGGAGCUGCAGAUGGAGCACGACAUCCGGCACUAUGACCUGGAGUCGGUGCCCAUGACCUGGGACCCCGCAGACCAGAACCCCAGGCUGCUCACACUGGAGGUUCCCGGGGUGACCGAAAGCCGCCCCUCAGUGCUACGAGGUGACCACCUGUUUGCCCUUUUGUCCUCCGAGACACACCAGGAGGACCCUGUCACCUACAAGGGCUUUGUACACAAGGUGGAAUUGGACCGUGUCAAGCUGAGCUUUUCCAUGAGCCUCCUGAGCCGCUUUGUGGAUGGGCUGACCUUCAAGGUGAACUUCACCUUUAACCGCCAGCCCCUGCGGGUGCAGCAUCGUGCCCUGGAGCUGACGGGGCGCUGGCCGCUGUGGCCCAUGCUCUUCCCCGUGGCCUCCCGUGGGGUCCCGCUGCUGCCCUCAGAUGUGAAGCUCAAGCUGUAUGACCGGAGUCUGGAGUCAAACCCCGAGCAGCUACAGGCCAUGAAGCACAUUGUUACGGGCACCACCCGUCCAGCCCCCUACAUCAUCUUUGGGCCUCCAGGCACCGGCAAGACUGUCACCUUAGUGGAAGCCAUCAAGCAGGUGGUGAAGCACUUGCCUAAAGCCCACAUCCUGGCCUGCGCUCCGUCCAAUUCGGGGGCUGACCUCCUCUGUCAGCGGCUCCGGGUCCACCUGCCCAGCUCCAUCUACCGCCUCCUGGCCCCCAGCAGGGAUAUCCGCAUGGUGCCCGAGGACAUCAAGCCCUGCUGUAACUGGGAUGCGAGGAAGGGCGAUUACGUGUUUCCUGCCAAGAAGAAGCUGCAGGAAUAUCGUGUCUUAAUUACCACCCUCAUCACUGCCAGCAGGUUGGUCUCGGCCCAGUUUCCCAUUGAUCACUUCACACACAUCUUCAUCGAUGAAGCUGGCCACUCCAUGGAGCCCGAGAGUCUGGUGGCCAUAGCAGGGCUGAUGGAAGUCAAGGAAACAGAUAAUCCAGGAGGGCAGCUGGUGCUGGCAGGAGACCCUCGGCAGCUGGGGCCUGUGCUGCGUUCCCCACUGACCCAGAAGCAUGGGCUGGGGUACUCGCUGCUGGAGCGGCUGCUCACCUACAACACCUUGUACAAGAAGGGCCCCGACGGCUAUAACCCCCAGUUCAUAACCAAGCUGCUACGCAACUACAGGUCUCACCCCACCAUCCUGGACAUUCCUAACCGGCUCUAUUAUGAAGGGGAGCUGCAGGCCUGUGCUGAUGUUGUGGACCGAGAGCGCUUCUGCCGCUGGGAGGGUCUGCCUCGACAGGGCUUUCCCAUCAUCUUUCAUGGCGUAAUGGGCAAAGACGAGCGUGAGGGCAAUAGCCCGUCCUUCUUCAACCCCGAAGAGGCUGCCACUGUGACUUCCUACCUGAAGCUGCUCCUGGCCCCGUCCUCCAAGAAGGGCAAAGCCCGCCUGAGCCCCCGAAGUGUGGGCGUCAUCUCCCCAUACCGGAAGCAGGUGGAAAAAAUCCGUUAUUGCAUCACCAAACUUGACAAGGAGCUUCGGGGACUGGAUGACAUCAAGGACUUGAAGGUGGGCUCGGUGGAGGAGUUCCAAGGCCAAGAGCGCAGCGUCAUCCUCAUCUCCACCGUGCGGAGCAGCCAGAGCUUUGUGCAGCUGGAUCUGGACUUUAACCUGGGUUUCCUGAAGAACCCCAAGAGGUUCAACGUGGCUGUGACCCGGGCCAAGGCCUUGCUCAUCGUGGUGGGCAACCCGCUCCUCCUGGGCCAUGACCCCGACUGGAAAACAUUCCUGGAGUUCUGCAAAGACAACGGGGGGUAUACCGGGUGCCCCUUCCCUGCCAAACUGGACCUGCCACAGGGACAGAACUUACUCCAAGGUCUGAGCAAGCUCAGCCCCUCUACCUCAGGGCCCCAAAGUCACGACUACCUCCCCCAGGAGCGGGAGGGUGAAGGCGGCCUGUCCCUGCAAGUGGAGCCAGAGUGGAGGAAUGAGCUCUGAAGACACAGCAGCGGCCUUCUCACACCAGCCAAGCCUUAACCGCCCACCGACCCUGAACCAGAACCCAGCCAAGCUGCCCCUCCAAGGGACAGGAAGGCUGGGGGAGGGAGUUUACAACCCAAGCCAUUCCACCCCCUCCCCUGCUGGGGAGAAUGACACAUCAAGCUGCUAACAAUUGGGGGAAGGGGGAGGAAGAAAAACUCUGUAAACAAAAUCUUGUUCUAUGCAAAAGCCUCCUUGUCUCCUCA
Ceratotherium simum simum (southern white rhinoceros) is the source of this 4418-nucleotide messenger RNA. Lineage: Eukaryota; Metazoa; Chordata; Mammalia; Perissodactyla; Rhinocerotidae. The record is from RefSeq and is a predicted model, not a curated record.